Molecule: messenger RNA, 1968 nt
Organism: Closterium sp. Naga37s-1
Lineage: Eukaryota; Viridiplantae; Streptophyta; Zygnematophyceae; Desmidiales; Closteriaceae
Source: the annotation of a GenBank genome assembly
AUGGUGAGCUACGUCGACGGGCCAGAGCAUUCGCCUCCUGCCGCCGGGCGACUCAUAUGCGGUCGCUACCUUCGCCUGCGAAAGAUCGGGACCGGGUCGCAGGGCGACGUAUGGGAGUGCGAGGACAUCCGCACGUCGCACCGCGUCGCAUGCAAGUCCUUCUCCCCGUCCACGCGACGAACCAAAUCCUCCGUGGCCGUACUCGAUAUAGACGCGGAGAUGCGCGCGCUACAAACCCUCGGCGGGCACCCGAACGUCGUACGCCUUAUAGACUUCUUCGUCGAUGCGACAGAAGUCCAUAUUAUAAUGGAACUCGUACAGGGCGGGGAUUUGUGCACAGACAUUUGCGAGAACGGACCGCUGCCGGAGCCGCUGGCUGCUACAGUGCUGCGGCAGCUCGCAUCCGCUGUCGCUUUCUGCCACGCAAACGGCGUCGUGCAUCGCGAUAUCAAGCCGGAGAACGUGUUGUUGGUGCGGCCAACGCAGGGGGAACCAGAAGAUUUGGGAAGCAAAAGGCUGGAUGAUUUUCAGCAUCAGCAUCAGCAUCAGCAACAGCAGCAGCAUCAGCAGCAGCAGCAGCAGCAGCAGCUUCUGGACUUGUGCCCGUCGACUCUCAGCUUUCUCACACCAGAGGCGAGAGAAAAUGCGCUGCUACGAAAAGGGGGCCUUCGUGGCGAGCAGGAAAAGAGUGCGAUCAUGGACUCGGCUCUGAGGAACAGGACGAAUAUCGCAGCACUCUUAUCGAGUACGAGCCUUGUAACGGAGCAAACCUGCGCCGAUACAACCCCGAACGUCGUUCCGCAGAAUCUGGCGCGUUUUGACAUCCAAUCACCGCCUCCACAUUCCCCCGCAGCAACUCCCAAAGCAAGCCCGGUUCGCCCGUCCGUGUUCUCGCGCUUCGGGAGGCUAAAGAUCCAGCAGGCCUUGGCGCAUCGGCUAGGCCACGUGGGCGCGGGGCGCGGGAUUGUCGGAGUGAAGCUGGCGGAUUUCGCGCUGUCGACGACCGUGGAUGGAGGGAUGUCGGGGCAGAAGCACGGGCGGGGAGCGGGCACGCGCAUGUACAUGGCUCCUGAAAUGAAGCAGCGCGGUUCGGGACGGGGCUCAGGAGAGGGGAGAGGUGGAGAGGGAGGAGGUGGAGGGAGGAGAAGUGGCGUGACGGAUGGUGCGCAUAAGGAUGUAACGGGAGGUGGAGAAGGGGAAAUAGGAGGAGGAAAAGAACAUUUUCGGUAUUAUGGGUGUAAGGCCGAUGUUUGGAGCUUAGGAGUGACGCUGUGCGUGAUUCUAACGGGGCUCAUUCCGGUUUUCGACCAAUCAGGCUGCUUGGAUCUAGGCGACCCAGUCUGGAGAAGGGUUUCGUGGGCGGCGAAGGAUCUCGUCCGUAAGAUGCUCCAGGUGGACCCGAAUCAACGGCUGAGCUCGUUCGAGGUUCUGGAGCACCCGUGGCUGAAUCAGAGGGCGGUUCGGAUGAGAGACAUUGCCACCCGGUGCCCGAACCUGCUCUCCCCGCUGCUUCCUGCCCCUGCUGUAAACACAACCAACCAUCCGGUGAUGAGUGAAGCAAGGAGGUGCUUGAGGCCUUCUUUCCCCUCCAUUCACCUCUGUCCCCGCCACCCUCCUCCCCCCACCUCCCCUCCCUCACCCCCUCCAUUCUUCUUCCCAGCACAACCAACCAUCCGCAAGGAGGUUCUUGAUGCCUUCUUUCUCAGCAAGGCCGUAGCAGAGGUGUUUUUCCUCCCCUCUACCCGCCCCUCCCCCCCUCGAAGUGAUGAGCGCAGCAAAGAGGUGCUUGAUGCCUUCUUUCUCGGCAAAGCUGUAGCAGAGGUGGUAUCAGAGCGCGUGGGGUCUGCUGUGGGGGAGAUUCUGAGUGAAGUGGGGAGGCGGCAGGCGGAGCUGCAGCAGCAGCUGAAGCAGUUCCAGGUGAGCCGAUGUGUCUCGACCAAGUCAAUCAGAGGAGGCAUUGGUUGGUAG